Molecule: messenger RNA, 1078 nt
Organism: Prorocentrum cordatum
Lineage: Eukaryota; Dinophyceae; Prorocentrales; Prorocentraceae
Source: the annotation of a GenBank genome assembly
CGAGGCCGCCGCGCCCGCGCGUUCGCAGCGCCCCCCGGCGCGCGCCGCCCACGGCAGCGCCGCCCGUGGCGGCGCGCGAGCGGCGGGCGAAUGGCCUGAGCGGGACGCCCCGGCCCCCGGCGCCCGCCGCCCGCGAACGGCGGCUGGCGGGCGCCGCGUGCCGCAGCGGAUGCCGGUGGCGUCGGAGUCGCUGGGGACGCGUUCGAGGGCGAGCGGCAGUGCCGCGCCGUCCGAGGCCGAGGACGCGUGCCCUGUGCCGUGCCGCCUGUUCCUCCCCGUGGUACCCGCGGCCCGCGUCAUCGGCAAGGGGGGCGCGAGCCUGAAGGCCAUCCGGGAGAGCAGCAGGGCGGACGUGCGCGUGCUGCAGAAGGAGCUGCCGCGCGAGAUGCAGGCUCGGGAGGACCGCGUGGUGGUCGUCGAGGCCGCGGACGCCGCCGCGGUGAGGGCGGGGAUCAUCGGGGUGCUGGAGCGCGUCUUCGAUCGCUCUGGCCUCCCGGACGGCGUGCGGGCGACCCGCGGCAGCGACCGCCCGCACGUCGUCGAGUUGCUGGUGCCCGAGAAGAGCGGGUCGCAUUUCAUCGGGCAGCGCGGGGAGAGGAUCAAGGGUCUGAUCGAGGAGACCGGCUGCGACAUCUUCAUCGGCAAGGCGAGCGCCGACGUCGCUCCGCGCAUGCGCGGGGAGCGCCUCCGACAGAGGACCCCAUGCCAGGCCUGGCCGACCAGAAGAAGGUCCGCGUCACGGGCGCCUCGGUCGGGGAGGCUGCCGCGGCCGUCUGGAGGCUCCAGGAGGUGCUGGCCGAGCUCGCGGGCGGCGGCGUGCUGCGGCCCGAGCACUUCGAGCUGCGGGAGGGCGCCGCCGGGGGCGGCGCUCCUGGCGGCCCCGCGGCAGGCCCGUUCGGCUCGGCCCCGCCGCGCCCGGGCGGCGGCCCCGGGGCGCGGGAGACGCCGAUCCGCAUGCUGGUCUCGAAGGAGGAGGCCGCCUGGAUCGUCGGGAAGAAGGGCAACAAGAUCAUGAGGCUUCGUGACCAUGCCCGCGUGAACCUGGCCGACGCAGACUCGCCGCCCUUCGACCCUACGG